Molecule: messenger RNA, 2610 nt
Organism: Colletotrichum lupini
Lineage: Eukaryota; Fungi; Ascomycota; Sordariomycetes; Glomerellales; Glomerellaceae
Product: PALB protein
Exons: 6
Coding region: 1-2610 (869 amino acids)
Biological process (GO): proteolysis
Molecular function (GO): calcium-dependent cysteine-type endopeptidase activity
Source: RefSeq, a predicted model, not a curated record
AUGAUACCAACCACACAACAUUCGGUCCGGAAUCAGAGUCAAGACUGCUGCUUGUUAGCGGGAAGCAUGGAAGCCAAAGCCAUUAGAGAAGAGGCCCUUGUCGCCAGAUCGACAGGCCGUGAAGCGCUGAAUCAUGCCAUUACCACGGCCGACUUAUACAUGAAGGCAGCACACGAAGCUAGUUCACCAGCCGACCGCUCUCGUUUCAGGAAAAAGUGCGCUGGACUCAUUUCUCUCGCCGAAAAGCUCAAGUCUUCCCCCAAGACUGCAAGCCCGUCUCUGACCCAGCCAACGGUUGCGACCAUCACCUCUGCUUCUAAUCCUAACUGCCAUGUGCGCCAUGUCCCAUCCAACGAGAGGGCUAUCCUUCUGCGCUCAUCGCGACUGCAUGGCAACAUUUUUCCGCCAUGGCAGGCUGAGCCUGAUGUUGACAAUUUCUCCCUAUCUCAGGGCCAGAAUGUUUUCUCGCAGGAAACUAUUCUCGAGGCAUGGCAGCGGCCCGUGGACCAGGCGAGAGACGAUAACGUAGACGAGGACUUUAUGGCCUCGGAAAAAGAGUGCGAUCUCGUACAGGAUGUCACGACCGACUGCUCGGUUGUAGCCAGUCUAUGCGCCGCCAUGAAGAUUUUACAAGGUGGCCAACAAUCAAUCCUAAGCUCCAUCAUGUACCCCUACAACCACCAAAAGGGGCGGCCGAUGAUCUCCAAGAGUGGCAAAUACAUAUUUCGCAUGCACUUUAAUGGCUGCUUCAGACAAGUCGUUGUGGAUGAUCGGCUGCCUGUCUCGCGGAACAAUCGCACUUUGUUCGUUGUCGACCGCAAGAACCCCAAUCUCUUGUGGCCAGCUUUGCUGGAAAAGGCUUACUUGAAGGUACGCGGAGGGUACGACUUCCCUGGAAGCAAUUCGGGGACCGAUUUAUGGGUAAUUACGGGGUGGAUUCCUGAACAGCUGUUCUUGCAGAGCGAAGAUGUAGACGUUGAGGGCGAAUGGGACUCCAUCAAAGAGGCAUACCAUGCCGGGAAUUUGAUCAUGACCCUAGGAACCGGUCGCUUGACGCAGUCGGAAGAAGACGCCCUGGGUCUUGUAGGCGAGCACGACUAUGCUGUGUUGGAGAUUGACAGCUCGCCCGGCGCCCGUCGCUUACUCGUCAAGAACCCGUGGUGUGAUGGUCUGGUCUGGAAAGGCGUCGGUUCAUCUGGAAUCGUUGAGCAAACGGCUGCUGUGUCGUUAUUAGACACAUUGGUCUCGAUCGAGCCAAGGCCCUCUGAGCUUACCAGGCCUGUCGGGUCCUUCUGGAUAUCAGUGGAAGACGUUGCACAGAACUUCGAGUCCAUGUAUCUCAACUGGAAUCCGGACCUGUUCACACAUAGGCAGGAUCACCACUUUACGUGGCGCGUGCCCACCAAAAACAUGACGUCCUCUGUUGCCCACAAUCCGCAAUACUCAGUCCUGUCACAUACGGAACAGACCGUGUGGAUUCUGCUCAGUCGACACUUUGCAGACGAGGAGCUGGAGAUCGCAAGGAAUAAAUCAGCUUCCUUGGCAGCGGCAUCGAGACAACUCGGCUUCACGAGCAUCUUCAUCUUUGAGAGCGAGGGCAAAAAGGUUCAGGUGAGGGAGGGCUUUGUCUAUCAAGGCCCAUAUGUUGACUCGCCACAAACGCUCGCCAAGUUUAAACUUCGCAGCGGAACGCCCUAUACCAUUGUCAUGGCCCAUCAAGACCUCCCGCUGGAUCAAUAUUCGUGUACGUUUACUCUCUUCUCAAAGGCACUACUCGAAGUCAAGCCAGCCGAGGAAGCCAUGAGCCACUACCAAGAGCUGUCGAGUGCUUGGUCCAGGAGAACUGCUGGAGGCAAUGCGUCGUCCAUCACCUACUCUCAAAAUCCGCAAUUCAGCAUCUCUGUUCCCCAAGCCACGCCUCUGUCCAUACUUCUCUCGUCAGGAGACCGAGAGGUAGCCAUUCAUGUCGACCUGGUAUGGGCACACGGAAGACGAGUGACGUCGAUCGGGGUAAAGGAUGUUGUGGCUAGUUCUGGCGACUACCGGAGAGGCAAUGCCCUUGUUCAGGUCCCUCUGUUGGAACCGGGCACAUACACCAUUGUGUGCUCGACGUGGGAGCCGGGGCAGCUCGCCGACUUUGGCAUGCGGGUAGGGUCUCAGGUGGAAUGCCAGAUCAAACCCGUUUUAAGCGACAGAGCCGGCCUUUUGCGAAAUCUGGCGCCAGCCUUCAUCUUUAACGAAGGAGAGGAGAGUAGGCGAGCGCUGGUCACGGUAUCACGGUUGUCCCGGGCCCAAGUUGUGGCGCGGUGCCCGCUGCAGACGGGGCGAAGCAACCAGCCCAUUUCUACCACGGCCGUUCGCGUUUCUCUCGUCUACGGUCGGGUGCCGCAGGAGUCGGUACUCGCCAUGUCAGGGGGCGGCGAGUUCCGGGAACUGACGAUGGCUAUCAGGACACCCGAGUUCGACCUUGAGCCCGACCGUCUUCGACAAGACAAAUUAUGGCUUAUUGUGGAGCGGCUUGGGAGUCAGCAGGGUCGCCAGAGCAUCGAGGUGGAGGUUUUGAGCGACAACUCAGUUCACGUUGGCGAAUGGCAGAUGGCCGAUUCCUAG